This is a messenger RNA of Asparagus officinalis (garden asparagus), 992 nucleotides long. Its product is annotated as peptidyl-prolyl cis-trans isomerase CYP23. Bases 39 to 743 code for a protein of 234 amino acids. NCBI's taxonomy places the organism in Eukaryota, Viridiplantae, Streptophyta, Magnoliopsida, Asparagales, Asparagaceae. The transcript has 8 exons. Gene Ontology annotation, molecular function: peptidyl-prolyl cis-trans isomerase activity. The record is from RefSeq and is a predicted model, not a curated record. Gene Ontology annotation, biological process: protein peptidyl-prolyl isomerization.
GAAAGAGGCGUUAUGCGGGCCAAAAAGGAGCAGCGGAAAUGGCCGUCGUUGACAGGGGACGAGGGGUUCCGAUCAAAUCCGUCGUCGCCUUGUUCUUCGUUUUCUUUUCGAGAUCCUUCGAUCUGGCGUCUUCUCUAGUUCCCGAUCUUGGAUCGGAGCGUGUCGUGUUUCAGACAAAUUAUGGUGACGUUGAAUUUGGUUUUUUCCCUGAUGUUGCCCCCAAAACAGUUGAACACAUUUUCAAACUUGUUCGUCUUGGGUGUUACAAUACAAACCAUUUCUUUCGGGUUGAUAGAGGUUUUGUUGCACAAGUUGCUGACGUUGUAGGGGGGAGAACUGCUCCUAUGAAUGAAGAACAGCGGUUUGAAGCUGAGAAAACUGUGGUCGGGGAAUUUAGUAAAGUUAAACACGUAAGGGGGAUUCUAUCGAUGGGAAGGUACUCUGAUCCAAAUAGUGCUUCAUCUUCUUUUUCAAUCCUUCUAGGAGAUGCACCACAUCUUGAUGGCGAGUAUGCGAUCUUUGGCAGGGUCACAAAGGGUGAUGAUACAUUACGGAAGCUAGAGGAGCUUCCAACGCGUCGUGAAGGGAUCUUUGUCAUGCCUAUUGAGCGUAUCAGCAUUCUGUCAACAUAUUAUUACGAUAUGAAGGAAGAUAACUGCCAGCAUGAGAAGUCUAUCCUAAAGAGAAAGCUGUCUGAGUCUGCCAUUGAGAUUGAGAGACAGAGGUUGAAAUGCUUUUCAUGAUCCUAACCGAAUAUGAUGUCUCCAACCCACUCAAAGCUGUGUAAGUUAUUUUUUUUUUCCCAUUCUUCCUGUGUAAUGAUGUUAUUGUAGGUUUUGAGUCAUAGAUGACAGAAACACCUUUCCUGUAAACAGUAUUUAGUUUUUACAAUACUAAAUUUGCACUGUUAAAACCCCAUGUAUAUGCAGGAUGUAUAUAUCUCUUAGCUAUGAAACAACGUUGACAGUAAAAUGUAAUACUCUUCCAAUACA